This is a messenger RNA of Ipomoea nil (Japanese morning glory), 2084 nucleotides long. Its product is annotated as cationic amino acid transporter 1-like. Lineage: Eukaryota; Viridiplantae; Streptophyta; Magnoliopsida; Solanales; Convolvulaceae. Gene Ontology annotation, cellular component: plasma membrane. Gene Ontology annotation, biological process: amino acid transport; transmembrane transport. The record is from RefSeq and is a predicted model, not a curated record. The transcript has 3 exons. The coding region runs from base 191 to 1987 and encodes 598 amino acids. Gene Ontology annotation, molecular function: L-lysine transmembrane transporter activity; L-glutamate transmembrane transporter activity.
AAUGUUUACGUUAACUUGGGAUAAGAUAUAACGAUUAUAUCCUAUAUAUACGCGAAAUGUGAUGCUGAUGUAUAGUAGCUCUUCUGGUCUCCAUACGUGAGUCGUUCUUAUACUUUCUGGAGAGAAACUUGUAUCUUCGUUUCUGAUUCUGAUAAACACACACACAUAGAGAGAGAGAGAGAGAGAGAAAAUGGGGGGAGAAAAUGGAGAAUCAGAAUCAUCAGGAGUGAGGAGGAGAUCUCGGUUUUGUUCAUGCACAAAGGACGAUUUUCUCCCCGAGGAAUCGUUCAGGAGCUGGGGCAACUACGUGAAUGCGCUGAAACAGACUCCGUCGCGGCUGGUGGAUCGGGUUUUGAGCCGCUCCGACGACAAGGCGGAGCUGGCCGCCAAGUCCCGGAGCAACCACGACAUGAAGAAGAGUCUCACAUGGUGGGAUCUGAUAUGGUUCGGCAUGGGGGCCGUGAUCGGCGCCGGAAUAUUCGUUCUCACCGGACUGGAGGCGCGGGAUGAUGCUGGACCCGCCGUUGUCCUCUCUUACGUCGUCUCCGGUAUCUCUGCUUUGCUCUCUGUCUUCUGCUAUACUGAGUUCGCCGUCGAGAUCCCUGUUGCAGGUGGUUCAUUUGCGUAUCUAAGGGUAGAGUUAGGUGACUUUGUGGCCUUCAUAGCCGCCGGAAACAUCCUUCUGGAAUAUGUGAUCGGCGGAGCGGCAGUGGCUCGGUCCUGGACAUCUUACUUGGCCACUCUCUGCAACCAGCAUCCCGAUUCUUUUCUCAUCAAAGCUCAUUCUUUAGCAGAAGGCUAUAACAAGCUCGACCCCAUUGCCGUUGGAGUUUGCAUAAUCAUCUGUUUCUUAGCAAUUCUCAGCACAAAGGGCUCUUCUCGCUUCAACUACGUUGCCAGUAUCGUCCACAUAAUCGUCAUUUUGUUCAUCAUAGUAUGUGGCCUCAUCAAAGCCGAUACCACCAACUAUACACCCUUUGCGCCGUUUGGUCCCCGGGGGGUUUUCAAGGCGGCGGCUGUGCUGUUUUUUGCGUAUGUGGGUUUCGAUGCGGUUUCCACCAUGGCGGAGGAGACCAAGAACCCGGGGAGAGAUAUUCCGAUUGGGUUGGUGGGGUCGAUGGUGAUUACAACCACUAUUUACUGCUUGAUGGCGGUCACUCUGUGUUUGAUGCAGAAGUAUGAUAGUAUUGAUGAAAGUGCACCGUUCUCGUUGGCUUUCAGGAGUGUUGGGUGGUCGUGGGCUCAGUACUUGGUUGCUUUUGGGGCUUUGAAAGGGAUGACCUCUGUGUUGCUGGUGAGUGCAGUUGGGCAAGCGCGGUAUCUAACCCACAUUGCGCGAACCCACAUGAUGCCGCCCUGGUUCUCCCAUGUUAAUGCCAAGACUGGGACUCCCGUGAACGCCACCGCUACAAUGAUGUUUGCCACUGCGGUGAUUGCCUUGUUCACGAAGCUCGACAUUCUGGCCAACCUCCUCUCCAUCUCCACGCUCUUCAUCUUCAUGCUCGUGGCGCUUGCUCUCCUCGUGCGCCGCUACUAUGUCGCUGGGGUCACUAUGCCCCACGACCGCCACAAGCUCAUCCUCUGCAUCUUCCUCAUCCUUGCGUCUUCGAUAGCCACGGCUGCUUACUGGGGUUUGAGUGAAGACGGGUGGAUUGCCUACUGUAUAACGGUUCCGGUAUGGUUCCUGGCAACCGCGGGGCUUUAUUUCUUCGUUCCUCAUGCUCGCAAUCCUAUGCUGUGGGGGGUGCCUCUGGUGCCCUGGCUGCCGUCUUUGUCCAUUGCCAUCAACAUUUUCCUCCUUGGCUCCAUAGAUAAACAAUCUUUCGAGAGGUUUGGUAUUUGGACUGCUAUUCUUCUGCUUUACUACCUCUUCUUUGGCCUUCAUGCAUCAUAUGACACUGCAAAGGAAGUAGAAAAGAAUCAAGGGCUUGGGAAGAUUGAGGAGGGAGAUAAUGCCCCUUCUGCUCCAAAUUCCCCUCAAAAUUAGUAGUCUGCAGCUAAAUAUAAUCUCCAAUUGUGCUGUCCAAUCUCCACACAUUGUUUCUUAUAUCAAGGAUUCAUUAUUAAAAUUUCAGUUGUGUACA